AUGCCUGUCAAUCAAUUAAGGCAAGUAUUGAUGGACUUGACUGCUGACAAUAAACUAACUGCUUAUUUGUUGGAAUUAUGGGGUUUGCAAGGUUAUUUGGGGAUUUCUCAUAAAUUACAAGUAACAAGAGAUCUUGAACUUAUAACAGGUGGUGGUGAUAAAGUUGCUGCUCUUCAAUUGAGAGUUUUAAAAACCAAAUUAUUAUUAGAUAUAAAGGUGGAUGACAAUGCAUAA
Messenger RNA from Entrophospora sp. SA101, 234 nucleotides. The record is from the annotation of a GenBank genome assembly. NCBI's taxonomy places the organism in Eukaryota, Fungi, Glomeromycota, Glomeromycetes, Entrophosporales, Entrophosporaceae.